Messenger RNA from Arabidopsis arenosa, 1252 nucleotides. NCBI's taxonomy places the organism in Eukaryota, Viridiplantae, Streptophyta, Magnoliopsida, Brassicales, Brassicaceae. The record is from the annotation of a GenBank genome assembly.
GUUUCGUUUGAUUUUUUGCUCUGUGGCUUGCCGUUUUAACUCUCGACGCAUUCGUUUUUUUUCUGGUUAUUUUGAGAUAAUCGAAUCUCCGAUUUGAGCUCGAAUUUUGUAUUGAAUUAGAUUACAUGUCCUUCAUCUGUGAGAUUCUUAAGCUCUUAGAUGGCAGAAAUGUUUCUAUGUUGUAGAAGAAGGAAAUGAUUUGGAACUGGAUUCAGAUCAUGCCUUACUUUGCUCAGAGGCUUUACAAUACUUGCAAGGCGUCCUUCUCUUCAGACGCACCAAUAUCAGACGAGGCUCUCGAGAAGGUUCGCAAUGUCUUGGAGAAAAUCAAGCCAUCUGAUGUUGGAAUCGAGCAGGAAGCUCAAUUGGCACGGACCAGGUCUGGUCCUCUCAAUGAACGCAAUGGAAGUCAUCAGUCUCCCCCAGCAAUAAAGUAUCUUCAUUUGCAUGAGUGUGACAGUUUCUCUAUAGGAAUUUUCUGUAUGCCACCUUCCUCUAUGAUACCUCUUCAUAACCAUCCGGGCAUGACCGUGCUAAGCAAGCUCGUUUAUGGUUCAAUGCACGUGAAGUCAUAUGAUUGGCUAGAGCCUGAACUGACCGAACCAGAUGAUCCAUCACAAGCAAGACCCGCUAAACUGGUGAAGGAUACUGAGAUGACGGCUCCAAGCCCAGCAACAACAUUAUAUCCGAAAAGUGGUGGCAACAUUCAUUGUUUCAAAGCCAUCACCCAUUGUGCUAUUCUUGACAUCUUAGCUCCACCUUACUCUUCAGAGCAUGAUCGGCAUUGCACUUACUUCCGGAAAUCCAGAAGAGAAGACUUACCAGGUGAAGUAGAAGUGAAUGGGGAAGUGGUCACAGACGUGACUUGGCUUGAGGAAUUUCAACCGCCUGAUGACUUUGUGAUACGACGAGUUCCGUACAGAGGUCCUGUUAUUAGAACUUGAUGAUAUCUAUCUUUACUUGUCACAUAAUUUGGGCGGCUUCGGAUUUUUAUUUAUUAUUUAUAUUCCUUUCGGAAAUAAUUUGGGGAUCUUUUAUGUUGCAAACGGGAUUGUACAUACUAAUUUGUGAUACACCGUGUGUCUCCGUUUCAUUAUAUCGCAAAAGAUUUCUAAUGUGGUUUUGUCUUCGGUCGGUACUAGACUUUUCUAAUGGCAUUUUUUAUCUUUACAAAAUCCUUCUGUUUCGUUUUGCAUAGUUGUGUAUGUUCCUUCAAAUAUGAUAAAACCUUCCAUAAAGGUCAAAUUCUGCU